Messenger RNA from Tribolium madens (black flour beetle), 976 nucleotides. Its product is annotated as pre-mRNA-splicing factor Syf2. NCBI's taxonomy places the organism in Eukaryota, Metazoa, Arthropoda, Insecta, Coleoptera, Tenebrionidae. The transcript has a single exon. Bases 110 to 811 code for a protein of 233 amino acids. The record is from RefSeq and is a predicted model, not a curated record. Gene Ontology annotation, cellular component: catalytic step 2 spliceosome; post-mRNA release spliceosomal complex; Prp19 complex.
UAAACGAACACUCGGCCAUUUCUGCUAGCUGUCACUGUCACACCAGUUGACAGCUAACCUAAAAACGCCCCAAUUUGUUUUCGUACAAAAAUUCCUGUUUUAGCUUAAGAUGAGCACCAGUGAGUCGCCCCCCGAAGACAAGUCCGUGAGUUUCGCCGACCGCCAACGCGAACGCAUGAAACGCCUCCGCAACUUGCACACUUUGCGUAACGAAGCCCGAACCCACAACCACCAGGAAGUUGUCGCUGAGGACGCCCGAAACAAGCUCCCGGCCAAUUGGGAGUCUCGUAAAAAGCGUGCAGAAUGGAUUUUGAAUGAUCAGAAGGCUCGGGAGGAGUCCGCGAAGACUGGGGAAGACUACGACAGGCAGAAACUCCUCGAUAUUUCAGCAGUUGACGCUGAGAAGAUUGAGAGGAAGAAGAAAAAGAAGAAUCCUGAUCAGGGAUUUUCGGAUUUUGAGGCGGCGACCUUCCGGCAGUAUAAUCGACUGGUGAGGAGUAUGGGGCCCAAGGACAUGGAGAAGUACGAGGAGGAGAAGGAGAGGUAUGGGGAGGCGUUCUAUGGGGGCCCGCAUGUGAUCAUACACGGGUUGCACCAGGACCGGCCUGAGGCUAUCGACAACAUGGUGAAAAAUCUCGAAAAUCAAAUUGCGAAAAGGAACAAAUAUUCGAGGAGAAGGACACAUAAUGACGACGCUGAUAUUGAUUACAUUAAUGAGAGAAAUGCCAAGUUUAAUAAAAAGUUGGACCGGUUUUACGGGGAACACACGGCUGAAAUUAAACAGAACCUGGAGAGAGGGACUGCGGUUUAAUAAAUUUCAAUUUUAUCAAAAUAAGCAUUUUUUUGUCUUAAUUUACAAUAAAAUAUGUACAUUCACAAACUUAACAAAAUGUCGCCUAAUCAUUUACACAUCUUAAGUGAGCAAUUAUUUGUUUGGUUUAACAAAUUUGUAAAGAAAAUAAAAAAAUAGCAGUUC